This is a messenger RNA of Penicillium atrosanguineum, 1107 nucleotides long. RefSeq lists its product as uncharacterized. Bases 1 to 1107 code for a protein of 368 amino acids. The record is from RefSeq and is a predicted model, not a curated record. The transcript has 4 exons. NCBI's taxonomy places the organism in Eukaryota, Fungi, Ascomycota, Eurotiomycetes, Eurotiales, Aspergillaceae.
AUGCCGCAGCCUAUAGGUACCCUAGUCCACGCACUCGGCCAUAACUGGCUGGGCAAGGCCGACAUCGCCGUCCAAACGGUCCUGCUGGCGGCCGGGUUCGCGGCUGUCGGUCUUCGGCUAUGGUCGAGGCGUUUGCAGCAGACCUCGUGGCAGUGGAAUGACCGGUUGAUUCUAGGCGCUGCGGUCCUCAUGCUUGGUCGCUACAUUAUAGAGCUGGUGCUGAUUCUACUCUGUGGUAUGGGACUACAUUCAUUCGAGGUGGCUCGGUCUGGAGGGGCAGAGGCUUUUGUCCGCUUUAACCAGGUUCCUCACAUAUGCGGGAGACCUUUUUGGUGUACCGUGGUUUGCCUGGUUCAAGUGUCUCUUCUACAUUAUUAUCUCGGCAGAUUUCAGCAGCAGGUCAUCAUGUGGUUGACCUACACCGUGAUGGGCUUGUGUACAGCUCUGUGGAUUGCAACUUUCUUCGCAACAGCCUUUUUCUGUAACCCGCCUAGCAAAGUAUGGUGGGCUGGUGCGCAGGGUCAUUGCGGUGACCGGAAGAUGCUCCAUACUGCCACCGCUGUGAGCGAAGUUAUUCUCAAUGGAUUCAUCCUGCUUCUUCCCCUGCCAAUUGUACGGCAUAUGAGGUUAGCCCGCGCCAGAAAAGUCGCUCUCGGGUUGAUUUACAUUCUGGGUAUCGUUAUAGUUGCCAUCUCGGCAGUCCGCAUCAAGAUCGAGUCCAACCUCGACCCAGAGGACCCAACCUACGGUUCUGCUCGAAAAUCACUGAUAGCAUGCAUCGCCCCUCUUCUUGGCAUCAUUGCUGUCUGUUUACCACUACUUCCUCCAGCUAUUCAACAGCUCUUCGGAACAUCCGUGUUCUGCUCCGCGGCAGACGGACCAGCCUCUGACUCGCCGUCGGCCGGAUACUGGAAGACAACAGUCAUGACAGAGCAAAUGGAAGAGCCCGAAAUCCCUCUCGUGAUAGUGGCACCGCCUCCCAUGGCGAAGAAACUGAGUGAGCUGGCUCACGGACAGAUUAAAAUUACUUCUGAUUGGGAGAUCCACUCUGCGAGGAAUUCCGCGCGGUUGGAUAGGGAUCCGAUACAACAGGGCUCAAAGCUUUGA